Messenger RNA from Periconia digitata, 1035 nucleotides. NCBI's taxonomy places the organism in Eukaryota, Fungi, Ascomycota, Dothideomycetes, Pleosporales, Periconiaceae. The record is from the annotation of a GenBank genome assembly.
CAACAGCAAGAAUGUCUACACAAAAACCAGCCUCCAAGCUCUCAUCCAUUAUCGCCACAAACAAACCAAUAGUUUUGGACGGCGCCCUAGCAACAUAUCUGGAAAUUCUAGGCGCAGACAUCUCAACCGCUCUCUGGUCCGCAACCCUUCUAACAACGGCACCGCAUCUGAUCACACGAGCGCACUACGACUACUUCGCAGCGGGCGCUUCAAUCGCAAUCACCGCAUCCUAUCAAGCCGGUAUCCCGGGACUAGUCCAGCACCUCAACAUCGAUGAAGCAUCCGCGCGUGACCUUGUCAAGAAAAGCGUAGAGUUGGCGGGAGAGGCGCGGCAUCAAUUCCUCACCACAUCCUCCGAGGCGGGAAAUGAAAGAGGAAGGGAUCUGUUGAUCGCAGGAAGUGUAGGACCCUACGGCGCAUACCUCGCCAAUGGCAGCGAGUAUACCGGAUCCUACAGCGCGACUAUGACUGCAUCCUCUCUGAAAGAUUUCCACCGCGGACGUGUCGCUGCGUUGAUUGAAGCUGGCGUGGAUUGUUUGGCUAUUGAGACGAUCCCGUCGUAUGUUGAGACGGUCGCGCUGUGUGAGUUGUUGAGAGAGGAGUUUGCAGGUGUGGAGGCGUGGUUCGCGUUUACGCUUUAUCAACAAUCCCCGGAAGAAAUUGAAAGGGAAGGGGAUGGUGGACCACGGAUCCCAGAUGGGACGCCGAUGGCGGAUGUCCUUGCGUUGUUGGAGAAAGAGGAUAGUGUUGUUGCGGUGGGGGUAAAUUGUGUGGCCGAGGAGGUUGCGAUGGAAGCAUUAGAGGGAAUGAAGGGAUUGACGAAAAAGCCGUUUGUUGUGUAUCCGAAUUCGGGUGAGGUGUGGGAUGCGGUGGGUAGGAAGUGGGAUGGGGAGAGGAAGGGAGGGGAUGGGUUGGUGGCGAGGACCAAGGGGUUUUGGGAGAUUGGGGCCAGGAUAUUGGGAGGGUGCUGUAGGAGUACGCCCGAGGAUAUCAGUGUCAUUGCGAAGAUAAUGGAGGGAUUGCAAGAGAUCUAGU